AUGAAAAUCUCGAUCUAUCUAUCUGGGCUCCUUGAGGUGGUAAUCUAUUUAUCUAUCUUCCCAUUCUUCAUUAUCUAUCUAUCUAUCUAUCUACCUACCUACCUUCGAAUUCUUAUCUAUCUAUCUAUCUAUCUAUCUAUCUAUCUAUCUAUCAUCUCAUGUUUUCAUUAUCUAUCUAUCUAUGUUCCCAUUCUUCAUUAUUACAUAAAUGUUACAUCUAUCUAUCUAUCUAUCUAUCUAUCUAUCUCAGUUUAUUCUCAUCUAUCUAUCUAUCUAUCUAUCUAUCUAUCUAUCUUCGCUUUCUUUCAACAAAUCCACAUGUCCAAUUAUCUAUCUAUCUAUCUAUCUAUCUAUCUAUCUAUCUAUCUAUCUAUCAAUUUCCGCAUUUUUUGCCUAUAUAUUUAUCUUCGCAUUCUUUAUUAUCUAUCUAUCUAUCUAUCUAUCUUCACAUUCUUCAUAAUCUAUCUAUCUACGAAUUCUUUAUCUAUCUAUCUAUCUAUCUAUCUCAUCUGUUCAUAUCUAUCUAUCUAUUUAUCUAUCUAUCUAUUUGUCUAUCUAUCUCAGUCUGUUCAUAUCUAUCUAUCUAUCUAUCUAUCUAUCUAUCUAUCUAUCUAUCUCAGUCUGUUCAUAUCAAUCUAUCUAGCGUCUGUUAUCAUUAUCUAUCUAUCUAUCUAUCUAUCUAUCUAUCUAUCUAUCUAUCUAUCUCAGUCUGUUCGUAUCUAUCUAUCUAUCUAUCUAUCUAUCUAUCUAUCUAUCUAUCUAUCUGUCUCAGUCUGUUCGUAUCUAUCUAUCUAUCUAUCUAUCUAUCUAUCUAUCUAUCUAUCUAUCUAUCUAUCUAUCCCAGUCCCUUCAUGUCAGUUUAUGAAAGACUAUUCAUAUUAUCUAUUUAUCUCUGUUCAUGCCAAAAUUAGUAAUAUCUAUCUAUCUAUCUAUCUAUCUAUCUAUCUAUCUAUCUAUCUAUCAUAG
Molecule: messenger RNA, 966 nt
Organism: Acanthosepion pharaonis
Lineage: Eukaryota; Metazoa; Mollusca; Cephalopoda; Sepiida; Sepiidae
Source: the annotation of a GenBank genome assembly